Messenger RNA from Prorocentrum cordatum, 756 nucleotides. NCBI's taxonomy places the organism in Eukaryota, Dinophyceae, Prorocentrales, Prorocentraceae. The record is from the annotation of a GenBank genome assembly.
AUGGGGGUGGAGGCGAGAGCUCUGGGGUGUCCUCGGCGCCCCGACCUGCGCUGCGCCGACGCGCCCGAUUGCGCCGCCCUGGAGCAACCCGUUCUGCCGGCGGCGCUCUGCGCCGAGCGCCGGCGCCCCCUGGCGCCGGAACGCGAGCGCCAGGCCGCGGGGAAGGCGAGCCGGGAAUAUGGCCCCCCGAUGGCGGUCGGCGCGGUCGGGCUUGGGCAAGGUCCAAUCGGCGGCCAGCGGCGCAAGUGGCCCGCGAAAGCCGCGCGCCGGCCUUCCAUCGGGGGGCUGCGGCUUGCCGGCUGGGCGGCUGGGCCAGUCUUGGACGUGUUCGGCGGUGGCGCGCGCGCUGCUGGCGCGCCCCGCCACUUCCCGCCUUUCGCGAUGGCCAGGGACUGCAACUUCUGCCACUUCCCCCACGGCGAGGAGAAGUUCGCCCAGAUGGAGGCCCUGAGCACCAAGGCGCGUGGCUCGGACAGGAACCAGGCCGGGGGGCGCAGGCCGCGCACGGUCGCGGGGCCGAGAGGGGGCGGCUCUGGCCAGCGGCUCGCCCUGUGCGACCACCUCGACCUGGUGGGCUCCUGGGCGGGCUGCCAGCCGCGCGCGGGCGGCGUGGCGUGCGGCGGGGGCAAGCUCGCCGAGGCGGGCGCCCUGGGCCACGCCCUCGGCCCCGAUCGCGGAGCUGCGUGGCAGGCCCUCGGCGCCGAGCAGCUCAAGGCGAUCCUCCUGAGCGCGCAGCCCGAGCAUUACGACGACUGA